AUGAUCGGUACACGGUAUGCGGUCGGGGACCCUAUCAUCCGUUUGCCAAAUAUAAAACCGUCAGAAAACGCUACUGUUUUCGCGGAAGAGAAACUAAGGGCGAGAGUCAGAACUCGCCUCAGAGAGAGAAUUCGACCAGGAAGGGGAGGAGUAAUCACCUGCGACGCACUUCAGACGACUUCAAGGCGUUUGGCUGACAGGAAGGUGGAGAGGUUCGAGAAGAACAUAACGAAGAGAGGGGCGGUGCCUGAGACGACCGCCAAGAAGAGCAAGGAUUAUCCAGUGGGCCCUAUUCUCCUUGGCUUCUUCGUCUUUGUUGUCAUCGGAUCAUCUCUCUUUCAGAUAAUCAGGACUGCUACAAGCGGAGGCAUGGCCUAAUCAAAUCGACGCUGCUGCUGCUGAUGCUUUCUAAUUUAUGAGAGAUGGCAUGAACCUGUCAUGCCAUUUACCGUUUGUUAGCGAUUAGGAAACUGAUGAUAUACAGAUGUGAUGUAGUAAGAACUAAAACAGCGGAAGUUUGAAUAAAGGACCCCUUCCUCUGCUUCGCUUAA
Molecule: messenger RNA, 551 nt
Organism: Pyrus x bretschneideri (Chinese white pear)
Lineage: Eukaryota; Viridiplantae; Streptophyta; Magnoliopsida; Rosales; Rosaceae
Exons: 4
Coding region: 1-378 (125 amino acids)
Biological process (GO): endoplasmic reticulum unfolded protein response
Cellular component (GO): endoplasmic reticulum
Source: RefSeq, a predicted model, not a curated record